AUGAAACCGUUGUUGUCGCACGUGGCGGAAUUGGAGGUAAGGGCAAUGCUUGUUUUAAAAGCAGCAUCUUUCAGGCACCACGCGUUGCAGAAAAAGGGGAACGGGGAAGAACGCGAAAUAAGCCUCGAAGUCAAACUCAUCGCUGAUAUCGGGUUGGUCGGCUAUCCGAACGCCGGUAAAUCGACACUGCUGGCGCGAACCUCUGCCGCGACUCCGAAAAUCGCCGCCUAUCCGUUCACCACACUCCGUCCGAAUUUAGGGGUUGUCCGCAUCAAUCGGGAGCAGAAUUUCGUCCUCGCCGACAUCCCUGGGUUGAUAGAAGGCGCCACAAAGCAAGCGUACCGCUCCUUACAAUACCUUGAAACGCGCGCCCGAAAGGAAGCGGAGACGACGAUUGUCUUUGAGCAGGAACUUCCAUCAGAGCCGCGCCCACGGUUUGAACUUGCUGAGACACAGGACGGGUUUGUUGUCAGCGGUGAAGAACCUCGCCGCGCUGUCCUCAUGACCCACAUGGAAAACGAGCAAGCACUGAUUCUACUGUACCGGAAGUUGAAAAAGAUGGGAGUGAUUAACGCACUGGAACGCGCAGGUGCAGUGGAAGGAGACACCAUCCAGAUUGAUGAAUUUGAGUUCACCUAUAGCCCACGAUCAAUACAAUCCCGCUGA
Molecule: messenger RNA, 666 nt
Organism: Geodia barretti
Lineage: Eukaryota; Metazoa; Porifera; Demospongiae; Tetractinellida; Geodiidae
Source: the annotation of a GenBank genome assembly